CUUAAAUCCUAAUCCAUAGGAUUCUCUGAAUCUCCCUAUUCAAACUCAUCCUGCCCAGACUCAUUCUACACCUCAAUACUUCUUCCUUAUCCUAUUUAGCUGCAUUACAUCUAUUCUAUAUAUAAUACUAAUUCUAUGUUCCGUUUGGUCACCCACAACCUUGGAGUGCAUUGAAUCAACCUCUCUCUCUCUCUCUCUCUCUCUCUCUCUCUCUCUCUCCCCAUGGCCAGCAUCCCCAUGGAUGAGCCGGCGACGGUUUCAGACGAGUGUUCGAUCAAACAAGUGGAUAUAACAGUGCCGAAAACCGACGACCCAACGCUACCCGUCCUCACAUUCAGGAUGUGGGUUCUGGGUCUCACUUCCUGCGUCCUGUUGUCCUUCGUGAACCAGUUCUUCUGGUACAGGACCGAGCCGCUGACCGUCACCUCCAUUGCCGCCCAGAUUGCGGUGGUUCCCAUCGGGCACCUGAUGGCCCGGACCGUGACGAAGCGGGUUUUCUUUCCGGGGACGAGAUGGGAGUUCACGAUGAAUCCGGGGCCGUUCAACGUGAAGGAGCAUGUCUUGAUUACCAUAUUUGCGAAUUCGGGUGCCGGUAGUGUUUAUGCCACCCAUAUAUUGAGUGCUGUUAAGCUUUUUUACAAGAAAAGCCUCUCGUUUUUGCCUGCCCUUAUUAUCAUGGCCACAACCCAGGUUUUGGGGUUUGGCUGGGCGGGGCUUUUCCGAAAAUAUCUAGUUGAGCCAGGAGAAAUGUGGUGGCCGUCUAAUCUUGUUCAGGUCUCCUUAUUCAGGGCUCUGCAUGAGAGAGAGAAGAGGCCCAAAGGCGGCACGACAAGGACCCAAUUCUUCCUCAUAACCUUCAUUUGUGCAUUCGCUUAUUACGCCUUUCCUGGCUUCCUCUUUCCACUCUUGACUUCAUUCUCUUGGGUCUGUUGGCUCGCUCCCGACUCGGUUUUGGUCCAACAAAUAGGCUCGGGCUACAAAGGCCUCGGAAUUGGGAGUAUAGGACUGGACUGGUCCGCCAUUGCCUCGUAUCUCGGGAGCCCACUGGCCAGCCCGUGGUUUGCCACUGCCAACAUAGCCAUUGGGUUCGCCUUUGUGAUGUACGUAAUGACACCGAUCUCUUACUGGCACAACAUCUACAACGCCAAGACCUUUCCGUUGUUCUCCAACAAGCUUUUCAUGUCAAAUGGUUCUGAAUACGAUAUCACGAAUAUCGUGAACUCCAACUUCCACCUUGACGUGGAUGCUUAUGAGAAGUAUGGACAGUUACAUAUGAGCACGUUCUUUGCCAUGACAUACGGCCUCGGAUUCGCCACUCUUUCUGCUACCGCCGUGCAUAUCCUGCUCUUUCACGGACGGGAACUGAUGGAGCGAAGCAGAAGUGCCUUCGGAGAGAAGCAGAAGAUGGACGUGCAUAGCAGGCUGAUGAAGGUAUACAAACAGGUGCCUAUGUGGUGGUUUCUUGCCAUUCUAGUGGUGAACAUCGCGCUCAUCUUCUUCGCUUGCAUCCAUUACGAGGAGACUCUUCAAUUGCCUUGGUGGGGUGUAUUGCUUGCUUGCGCCAUUGCGAUUCUUUUCACCCUUCCUAUUGGUAUCAUCGCUGCCACCACAAACCAGGCACCGGGCUUGAACAUCAUCACAGAGUACAUCAUUGGGUAUGUGUACCCAGAGCGCCCUGUUGCGAAUAUGGCCUUCAAGGUGUACGGAUAUAUUAGUAUGACUCAAGCUUUAACAUUUCUGUCGGAUUUUAAGCUUGGUCACUACAUGAAGAUUCCUCCUAGAGCAAUGUUCAUGGCUCAGGUGGUGGGAACGCUUGUAUCGGUCCUAGUAUAUCAGGCAACUGCGUGGUGGCUAAUGGGAACCAUCCCGCACCUCUGCGACACCUCAUUGCUGCCGCCAAAUAGCCAGUGGACAUGCCCAAUGGACACUGUUUUCUACGACGCAUCUGUCAUUUGGGGCCUCAUUGGGCCCCGGAGAAUCUUUGGCAACCUCGGCAUCUACUCAAAUGUCAACUGGUUCUUCCUCGGCGGUGCCAUCGCCCCUCUACUCGUCUGGUUGGCUCACAAAGUGUUCCCCAAUAGGAACUGGAUCCGGCUUAUCCACAUGCCGGUGUUGCUCGGCGCAACGUCUAUGAUGCCCCCGGCUACUGCUGUCAACUACACCAGUUGGCUCAUCGUCGCGUUUGUUUUUGGGUUUGUUAUGUUUAGGUACCACCUCAAGUGGUGGGAGCGGUACAAUUACGUUCUUUCAGGCGGGCUGGAUGCCGGGACGGCUUUCAUGUCGGUGUUGUUAUUCGUCGGGCUGCAAAUGCAGAACAUUGAGCUCGAUUGGUGGGGUGGGAGUCCGGAUAGGUGCCCGUUGGCGGCUUGUCCAACUGCCGAGGGAGUUUCAGUUAAGGGCUGCCCAGUUUUCUCUUGAAAGUCGUCACUGAUAUGACCAUUUCAAAGUCAAUUUCCUUCAGAAUAUUAUCUCUGUAAAUAGUUUAUGUCUGGAUUCUACAGUGAUUGCUAGUUCUUAUUUGGAUAUCAGAUGGUAGUAUGGUACACGCAGAACUGCUAAGGACACUAAGUUUCUGGGGGCUCUCUCUUUAUUUUUCCCAAAUCUAAGUACUCUCUGGUUUAUUUUUGUGGUA
Messenger RNA from Rhododendron vialii, 2632 nucleotides. Its product is annotated as oligopeptide transporter 6-like. The transcript has 7 exons. Bases 223 to 2418 code for a protein of 731 amino acids. The record is from RefSeq and is a predicted model, not a curated record. Gene Ontology annotation, biological process: transmembrane transport. Gene Ontology annotation, molecular function: oligopeptide transmembrane transporter activity. NCBI's taxonomy places the organism in Eukaryota, Viridiplantae, Streptophyta, Magnoliopsida, Ericales, Ericaceae.